Molecule: messenger RNA, 1128 nt
Organism: Arvicola amphibius (Eurasian water vole)
Lineage: Eukaryota; Metazoa; Chordata; Mammalia; Rodentia; Cricetidae
Gene: Gper1
Product: G protein-coupled estrogen receptor 1
Exons: 1
Coding region: 1-1128 (375 amino acids)
Biological process (GO): G protein-coupled receptor signaling pathway
Cellular component (GO): membrane
Molecular function (GO): G protein-coupled receptor activity
Source: RefSeq, a predicted model, not a curated record
AUGGACGCAACUACUCCAGCCCACACUGUUGGCGCAGAGACCUACCUAGGUCCCAUGUGGCCAGUCCCUUCUAACACCACCUCUCUGAGCCUCAACUUGUCCCUCCCGCUGCAGGAAGACACCCCGGGAAACCUCACUGGGGACCUCUCGGAGCACCAGCAGUACGUGAUCGCCCUCUUCCUCUCCUGCCUCUACACCAUCUUCCUCUUUCCCAUCGGCUUUGUGGGCAACAUCCUCAUCCUGGUGGUGAACAUCAGCUUCCGGGAGAAGAUGACCAUACCAGACCUGUACUUCAUCAACCUGGCGGCUGCCGACCUCAUCCUGGUGGCCGACUCACUGAUCGAGGUGUUCAACCUGGAUGAGCAGUACUACGACAUCGCGGUGCUCUGCACCUUCAUGUCCCUCUUCCUGCAGAUCAACAUGUACAGCAGUGUCUUCUUCCUCACCUGGAUGAGCUUCGACAGGUACCUGGCGCUGGCCAAGGCCAUGCGCUGCAGCUUGUUCCGCACCAAGCACCACGCCCGGCUCAGCUGUGGCCUCAUCUGGAUGGCCUCGGUGUCUGCCACACUGGUGCCCUUCACAGCCGUGCACCUGAGGCACACGGAAGAGGCCUGCUUCUGCUUUGCCGAUGUCAGAGAGGUACAGUGGCUGGAGGUCACACUGGGCUUCAUUGUGCCCUUCGCCAUCAUUGGCCUCUGCUACUCCCUCAUCGUGCGGGCCCUCAUCAGGGCCCACAGACACCGUGGCCUGCGCCCACGCAGGCAGAAAGCCCUGAGGAUGAUCUUUGCCGUGGUCCUCGUCUUCUUCAUCUGCUGGCUGCCAGAGAACGUGUUCAUCAGCGUCCACCUCCUGCAAUGGACGCAACCAGGGGACACUCCCUGCAAGCAGUCUUUCCGUCAUGCUUACCCCUUGACAGGCCACAUCGUCAACCUUGCAGCGUUCUCCAACAGCUGCUUGAACCCCCUCAUCUACAGCUUCCUCGGAGAGACCUUCAGGGACAAGCUGAGGCUGUAUGUGGAGCAGAAGACGAGCCUGCCAGCCCUGAACCGCUUCUGCCACGCCACGCUCAAGGCAGUCAUUCCCGACAGCACAGAGCAGUCAGAUGUCAAGUUCAGCAGUGCUGUGUGA